AUGCAGGCCUUUCACGACUUCUUCUCAAAGACGCCAACUUCGAGUCCCACAGAGGCCUCACAAGCCGCUACACCAGGAACACCAACGGAUUGCCCAAUGAAAAUGUCUACAGCUUCUUUCCAGCAAUUCACUCUCGAACUGAGCCGAUCGAAACCGCCGAGCGCGGCGCACGGCAUGUGGGAUCCCGACGAGGGCGAAUUCGACGAACAAAUAUACUCUGAUUUGCGGAAGUUUCCUACUAAGACACUUAGAGGAAGUCCAAUAAAGUCUGUGCGCAGUAGCCUGCGUACACCGCCUCUGAGCAAGAAGAACCUGCUAAGUCCAAUGGGGACUCCGACUAAGAAAAACGCGCUCAGUCCGUCAGGAUCCACGACCAAAGAUGCACCCCCAGCACGGAGCGUGUGGGAUGCUGAUAACGACGAGUUUGACAAUAGUGUUUAUACCGACUUGAAACAAUCAGUCGCGACGUUCAAGUCCGCGUAUGGCACCUUCAAGCGCUCGAGUACCUAUCGGCGGCCUCACCUCACUCCAUCUUACACGAUUAGAACGGGCACAUACGAUAUUAGCCAAAGCCUUGCAAAUCUCCGCGCGACGUUCGGUCGAGGAAGCUCUAGCGUCACAUCUACAACUUCUACCUACAACGAAGGCGAGGACCACCCACCCGUCAAACAAGAACAAGAAGCACAUCCCCUCCGUGCCCAAGAAAAGCACUACGACCUAGUCGCCGAGCUCACAGACGCGAACUGCAUGAACCCCACCGGCAGCGAUCUCCACGACGACAUCAUGCAGGCCCUCUUCCUCAAAGCCCACCCUUCUCUCCCUCCAUCCUACCCAGCCCGCCACAUGCACAUCAUCAACCUCCCGCAACUCGCAGACACGGAGUCCAUCCCUAUCUUCGAGUACGUGCUCCCGCGGCUCUGCGACGCCGUAGCUACCACACUAUUCGAAGCCGGUCCCGAGGUCCUAGAAGCCUUUCUCGAUCCGCGGAAUAAGAUAUUCGAGCUGUGGCGUCGUACGCACGCAACGCACUACCAGCCCUCCAUCGUAAUCCGUCGCGCGGGCAACGAAGUCCUCGUGGGCUCCUUCCGCUCACAGGGCUUCAAGUAUAUAUGGGGUUACUACGUGAAAUCCGUUAUCGACUUUACGGGGAAGUGGACGGAAACGUAUGCCAGUCCUUGGACGGCUGCCUCCCGGGUCACCAAAAAAGGGCUCGAUUGGGAUUCUUUCGAGGUGGUGGAGAAGGAGAGCGAUAUAGAUCCGGAGGAUGCGAAGUUUGCGGUUUGGAUUGGGAGGAGUCUGGCGAGGAGGCUGCUGGAGUGGAGGGUGUGGGAUUAUGAUGAGGGGGCGGGGGAUCGGAGUGAGUUGGUUGUGGAUGGGAAGGUGAUGAGGGUGAGGAUGAGACGGAGGACGGAUAGGGAGGGGAGCGGUGGGGAGGUGAGAGAGCAGGAGGAGUAG
Messenger RNA from Trematosphaeria pertusa, 1455 nucleotides. RefSeq lists its product as uncharacterized. The transcript has 2 exons. Bases 1 to 1455 code for a protein of 484 amino acids. The record is from RefSeq and is a predicted model, not a curated record. NCBI's taxonomy places the organism in Eukaryota, Fungi, Ascomycota, Dothideomycetes, Pleosporales, Trematosphaeriaceae.